GCGCGGGGGCGCGGGGAGGGUCGCCCGGGAGCGAGAGCCGCGGCCCGCGCCGCCGCAGAGCCGAGCGAAUCUCGAGCCGGGCCAGCAGAAUUCACACUUAGAAAUGCUGACAUCAGGCAUCAAGAGAGCUGGGCCCCACUAGACACCAAGAAAACCCGUGGCUCUGGUUGCAUCUUUCAACAUGACCAACCCACAGCCUGCCAUAGAAGGAGGAAUUUCUGAAGUUGAGAUCAUCUCCCAACAAGUAGACGAGGAAACAAAGAGCAUUGCUCCUAUACAGUUGGUGAACUUUGCCUACCGGGACUUGCCCCUGGCUGCAGUUGACCUUUCCACGGCGGGCUCACAGCUCCUGUCAAAUCUGGAUGAAGAUUACCAAAGAGAAGGGUCUGCCUGGCUGACGCCGUGCUGCGGGAAGAGAGCAGCCGUGUGGCAGGUAUUUUUGCUCAGUGCAAGUCUCAACAGUUUCCUGGUAGCCUGUGUAAUAUUGGUGGUGAUUCUCCUGACUCUGGAACUUCUAAUAGACAUAAAGCUUCUCCAGUUUCCCAGUGCAUUCCAGUUUGCUGGUGUAAUUCACUGGAUCAGCCUGGUCAUUCUCUCUGUGUUCUUCUCAGAGACUGUUCUACGGAUUGCGGUGCUUGGGAUCUGGGAUUACAUCGAAAACAAAAUAGAGGUGUUUGACGGGGCUGUGAUCAUCCUGUCCUUGGCCCCAAUGGUGGCGUCCACUGUGGCCAAUGGGCCCAGGAGCCCCUGGGAUGCCAUCAGCCUCAUCAUCAUGCUCCGGAUCUGGCGAGUGAAGAGGGUCAUUGACGCUUAUGUCCUGCCUGUGAAGAUGGAAAUGGAGAUGGUCAUCCAGCAGUAUGAGAAGGCCAAGGUCAUCCAGAAUGAGCAGCUAGAGAGACUGACGCAGAUCUGCCAGGAGCAAGGGUUUGAGGUCCGGCAGCUGCGGGCGCACCUGGCGCAGCAGGACCUGGACCUGGCUGCGGAACGCGAGGCGGUGCUCAGCCAGCCGCGAGGCCGCUACCAGGGGGUGGAGGCCGGCACGUGGGCCGAGAGCGUCGCGGAGGACCUGCAGCCCUCGCAAGAAGCUGCAGUGAGAGAUGACAGGAACAGCUGUAUCGGUCGGUACUACAACGGGCCCAGCAGCGACAGCGCUGUGCCAGAGCCAGCUUUGUGCGCGGUCACCACGGCCGCCAUAGACGUCCACCGGUCCAGCGUCUCGUCCGACCUCUUCUCAGUCAAAGUGCCCCCAGACAGCGGCAGCCAUGGCGCCUGCGGCAGUGCCCCCUGCGAGACCGCCCCCCGCUCGGCGCGCAGCUCCACCCCGCGGGCCCGGAGCGACAGCAGCCAGGCGCUGGGCUCCUCCACGGGCUGCGGCUCGGCCGCCCACAGGCGCAGCCCCGCUCCCCGGCCGCUGCCGGCAUCAGCCCAGCAGCGGGUGGCGGGGACGCUGUCCGGGGACCCCGGCCCGUCCCGGAGGGCCUCGGGCGCAGCCCCCCUCCCCGGGCCCAGCCCGGCAGGCUCGGCCCCAGCCAGCCCCAGGCAAGGGCACAGGGCAAGCCUGCGGACCCGGGAGAAUCAGGAGGGCGUCGCUGCCCUUCGGAGGCCUGCCACCCGCGCCCGGCCCGCUGCUCUCCCGCUGGGGGAGUCGAGGUCCUCGGAAUCCGACGAGCAGGAGCUGAACCGGGUCCCUGACGCCUAGAGCCUCCGGGCGGGCGGGCGGGCUGGGAGGGGGGCGGCCGCCCGUGCUCUCCUCGGGUCCCGAGGCCUCAGGGCGCCCCUGGAGGCAUCGCCAGGCCUGGAGGCCGGUGCCUGGGACCUCAAGGCCCAGAGCUGGUGCGCCCACCCCCACCCCCGGCCCUGCUAGGGAGGCUGGUGCUUGUGCCUAAACCGUUUUCACAGAACCAGCGUGUGGCCCGGCUCCCCCAGGGCAGGGCGAGGGGCCCCUCAGCCUCCUCUGCUGCCUUGUUCCUGACCCCCGCCCUGCGCCCUGGGGACACACCGUGAGCGGCAGUAGGGCCCCACCCGAGGCUGUCUUUGUGGGGACUCCUGGGUGGAACAGACACGGCCACACAAAGACCACCAUCUGAGCCUAUUUUGUUUGUCCUCAUUCUCUAAUUUGGCAUGAGUGUUUCUGGGUCUUUCUUUGCAAGACAAAUCUAGCUUUCACCUUCACAGGACAAAAAGGGGUGGAUUUGGAGGCAGGCAGGAGGCUCAUGGCGGGUAGUGGGGACAGCGUUCUCCAAUCUUGGCUCUAAUAACAAAACCAGCACUUCCAGA
Messenger RNA from Manis pentadactyla (Chinese pangolin), 2277 nucleotides. RefSeq names its product transmembrane protein 266 (gene TMEM266). Gene Ontology annotation, molecular function: voltage-gated channel activity; monoatomic ion channel activity. Gene Ontology annotation, biological process: monoatomic ion transport; transmembrane transport. Gene Ontology annotation, cellular component: plasma membrane. The record is from RefSeq and is a predicted model, not a curated record. NCBI's taxonomy places the organism in Eukaryota, Metazoa, Chordata, Mammalia, Pholidota, Manidae.